Messenger RNA from Vitrella brassicaformis, 2713 nucleotides. Lineage: Eukaryota; Vitrellaceae. The record is from the annotation of a GenBank genome assembly.
ACCACAGACCAUCCCAGCACUACCUACUCCUCCACUUCAUCAUCCAUUUCAUCAUCGCCACUGACCUCCUCCCAGCUGUCCUUGUCGCCAUCGACUGCAUCCUCACACCCGCUAGCCGCCGCUGCUGCUGCCGCUGGUGGUGGUGUGGGCUGCUGGGUCGAUGGUGUGGGCUGCUGGGUCGAUGCUGGCGCUGGUGUUGCUGGUGGUGGUGUGGUGGACUGCUGGAGUGCGGCCCCCAGCUGCUGCCAUGUGAACUGGCAGUCGGCAUCCCCCAGGUGGGUGUUGAAGCCCUUGACCACCACACCCUGCACCCCCCACUUGGCCGCCUCGUCCAAAACGGCCCGAUGUACCACCUCACGCAAACCGACACGACCACGAGUGUGCACCGCCUCAGACGGACGGCUGUCGACACCCUCGAGCAUGAAGCACUGCAGCUGCGGCACCGUCACCUUGAAACGCUUGUCGCCCUGCUGCUCAUACCUCGUUCCGCCCACCACCUCCCUGUUGCUGCUGGCCUGGUACACUGCCGACUUGACAAAGUGCUCCGCUGCCGCACACACACGGCGGGCCAUGUCGGUGUGCCGCACACCGAUAGCCUCACUGAUGGCCUCCUGGGCGGCAUUCAUGUCGAAGAGGUAUGACGCGAUGCGCCAGCCGAAGAUGGCGGCCUCCUGCGGGCCGACGACCAGCCGGGGGAUCAGGAGGGCAGCGAGGGAGCGGUGGGGGGCGAGGGCGGCGUUGACGGCCGCCAUGACGCCAGCGGGCAGCUCGUUGAGCACCGUGGCGUACUCAGUGAGCACCAACUGGCGCUGAUGGCGGUCCUCCUCUGUGUCUGUGGGGGUGCUGCUGAUGUCGGCCCCCGCCCUCAGCAGGCUGUGGAUGGUCAGCUUGAGGUUGUCAAUCUUGGCUCGAUGCCGUUCCUUGUCGGCCUCGGGUGUGUUGGGGUGCUGCAGCCGUUGGAUGUUGUGAUCGAGCUCCUCGGCAGCCUUGGCGAGGGGCGUCUGACCUUGGUUGUCCCGUCUGUUGACCUGGUCAGCGGGCAGCUUGCGGCAAAGGUAGUCGGCCACCUUGGGAGAGCCCCACUCUGCUGCCCAGCGCAGUAGCGUCCAUCCGUUGCCGUCGGCUGCCGUCAUGUCGGCUCCGAGCUGCGUGAUGAGAUCCAGGUAGCCGACGAUGAAGGACUGGGGGUAGUGGCCGCGUGCGUUCAUGGCUGCGUGGUGCACCAAGUUGGUGCCCCAGACGUCUCGUUCGGUGGCGAGUGUGGGGUCUCGUUCGAUGAGUCGCCGAUACAUCGACAUGAGCAGCCGCAGGUACUCGGUGGGAGGCUGACGCAGGGGACGGGGCAGCUCCAUCACCAUGGGUGCGUCUGGUGGGCGCAGGUCGACAUCUUGACGAGGAGCCGUCAGGGUGUCGAAGGCCGUCUGAUUGCCGGAUGCAAUCGCCAAGUGAAGGGGCGUCUGUUCGGUCUCGUCGGCUGCCGCAUUGGGGUCGGCGCCCCCGUCGAGGGGUGUGGCAAUGAUUGCCCUCUGCAACUCGUCCGACGACCAGUGGGGCAAGGCGACGGGACGGCAAGCAUCAUCGGCUUCGGCUUGGAUGGUCUUGACGGUGUAGUCCGACUUGUUGUCGAUGGCGAGAUGGACCAGCGAGGAGAGAUCGCCACGAUGCUUGCUGCCCUUCUGCCGCAGCAUCGGCCCGACAUUCGGGUCGGCACCCUGCUCGAUGAGGUCGGUCACGUGCUGCGGGGCGGAGAUGGUGCGGCCGAUGACGCCCAAUCCCAGCUCCUUGGUGGUCUCGUUGGUGCCGAGAGGGAAGCGGGCCUCGAUCUCAUUGACGCCCAAGAAGCCGGACGGCACGUCGACCGAGGUGAUUGGCACCACCGAGUGACCUACAACACACACAGCCAUCAGACGACGCACACUGAGAAGGAAUGCAUGUAUGGGCCCGCACCUCGCCCCCUCCCUCUCAUGUGUCAGUCUGUCUGGCGUACCAUCGUCCUCAUAGCCAUCGUCAUGACCGUCGCUGCCUGACUCACUGCCGUCGUCCCCCUCACUGUCCCCGUCGUCAUCGUCUUGGUCUAAGUCUUCGUCCAGCAUCCCUCCGUCGUCACUGUCGUCCUGCACACAUGUGUGACCGCCCUGACACAGCGACACGAGGCAACGGGAGAACAGCCAAGUGACGAGCGUCACAUGGACGGACGCUGUGUUCGCGAAUGAAUGCCUCACCGAUUCGCUCCCAUUGGCCAUCACACCGCCACCCCCCUCCUCAUUGUCCUCAUCUGAACACAAUCAACCACAGGCACACACAUCGACCCAAAUCAACUGCUGCAGCGUUCGGUGCUUACCGUCAGGCUCGUCACCGUCAGGCUCGUCCAUCGGGGGCUCCGCGGCGACCUCCUGCUGCUGCUGAGCUGCUGCUUGUCGUGCGGCCAUGAGUGGGGCUCGGUGUGCACACAGAGAGAUAGUCCUGCUACCUCUUCGACGACCUGACAGUGACACGCACACAAGGAGGAAUGAGGGCCCUUCCUCCACCGAGGACGCUCUUGCUCUUUUCCGCCUGCCCACGUACCCUCUUGUGUCCUGUCCUCUUCGGACGGGCCCUCACCUCACACAGAUAAUAACUUUAGCAGAUCUGCCGCCCUGGACUCACGAAUCACGAUGAGACGGAAGCUGGGGGACGCCCGUGGCGUAUUGAGGUCGCCUGGGCUCCACUGGCG